UGUAUUGACCACCACACUGAUCAGAGAGGGAAAUGGCCGGAAAAAUGCUGGAGAGAGUGCACUCUCUUCGCAGGCCGGCGCAGUUCAGCGGCGGCGGCGAAGACGACGCCGAAGACGCCGGCGAUGAAUCGAAGACGAGGAAGCACAUGUCGGUGGUAAUGAGGGCCACCAAUUACUUGACCCGAACGCUACCCGGUGGUGGUUGCCUCUGCCCGUUAUUCCUCGUCCUCUCCUUUCUGCUCCUCCUCUUUGUAUCUUCUCUCGUCAUUAGGUCUCGUUGUUCGGUUUGCGUCGGCUCGUCAGCGUACGAUCCCGUCUCUCGUAUGCGCUUCUUCGGUUAUGAGGACCCCGAUUCUGAUUUUGGAUCCCUCGGCGUGCCCUGGUGCAGAUCGAAACAUGGGAAAACUGUUGAGUGGACAUCCAAAGAUUUGCUAAAGGGCCUGGAAGAGUUUGUACCGAUAUAUGAAACAAGGCCAAUAAAAAUUAACAUGUAUGGGAUGGGUUUUGACCAUAGCUUUGGGCUCUGGUUCUUUGCGCGGUGGCUCAAGCCUGAUUUGAUGAUUGAGAGUGGUGCUUUCAAGGGGCAUUCAACUUGGGUUUUGCGGCAAGCAAUGCCAGACAAGCCCAUUGUGUCACUGUCACCCCGCCAUCCUGAGAAGUAUCUUAAAAAGGGACCAGCUUAUGUAGAUGGCAACUGCACAUACUUGGCCGGAAAGGAGUUUGUGGAUUUUGGGAGUCUUAACUGGGGAAGUGUGAUGAAGAAACAUGGAAUUACUGAUCUCAGUCAGGUUCUUGUCUUCUUUGAUGAUCAUCAGAAUGAAUUGAAACGGCUCAAACAAGCACUGAAAGCUGGCUUCAGGCAUCUUGUUUUUGAGGACAACUAUGAUACUGGAACUGGAGACCACUAUUCAUUGAGACAGAUAUGUGAUCAAUUCUAUGUAAGAGGUGGUGGCCAUAGUUGCUUUAAAGAUAGCGAUGAAGCUAGGAUAAGAUCAAGACGGAAGAAUUUCUGGGAAAAAGCUGUUGAUAUAAAAGAGUUAUGUGGGCCUGGUGAAGCAUGGUGGGGUGUUAGGGGGCAUAUGCGAGAUGACUUUAACCACAGUAACAAGGCAAUCACCUAUGCGGAACACUUCCAGAACAGCAGGUUUGUGGAGUCAGUCCUAGAUGUUUAUUGGGAGCUCCCACCGGUGGCUGGCCCUUCACUUACUCAUCAAAACAGAUACGAUCCUGCCCGUGCACCCACUCCCAUUGUUGAAGAUGGCAGGUUUGGCUUGUUCCAGAGGCUUGGCUUGACCAGACUUGAGAAUUCUGUGUUCAAUGGAUACACUCAAAUGGUGUAUCUUCAAAUAUCUGCCCAAAAAUCUUGAAGCCAUCUAAAGUAGGGGUGAAAUCUAGGGAUCUGUUAAUAUGAUGCAUGCCUUACAUACGCCCUUUUCUUUUCUUUUCUUUUUUCUUUUUUUCCAAAUGCCAUGUUUACUAGUUUUUCCCUUUAAAGAGCUCACAUUCGAGAGUUAUUUCAGACAUCUAUGAAGAUCAGUUGGCCGUAGCGCAGUUUAUUCUUUGUUGCUGCAAAUUUUUACUUGUUUAGAAUCGUUUGUUUCUUUGUACUUGUAAUCCUUCUCUGGAAAACAAAGACAAAAUUGCUGA
Molecule: messenger RNA, 1647 nt
Organism: Rhododendron vialii
Lineage: Eukaryota; Viridiplantae; Streptophyta; Magnoliopsida; Ericales; Ericaceae
Exons: 4
Coding region: 33-1367 (444 amino acids)
Source: RefSeq, a predicted model, not a curated record